AUGCGGAGGGAGAGUAAGGAGUGCUUCUUCUCUGCGACACGCCGGAAGCGCAAGGCCGACGGCGAGGACGACUAUGACGAGGUCGACGACUACGAGCUGCGCAAUGGCCGGAAGCGCCAGCGCUCAGAUGGCCUGCCGGAGCCUCUGAUCACCACGACGACCAACCCGGCGUACAUAUCGCAGCCUCUGACCCCAGGCGGCUCCAUCGGACGAUACGAACCGCUGCGACGGCCGAACACGUCGGGCGGCCACCAGCAAACGCCCAACGAGGAAGAGGACCAGAAGGUGAACAACGAGACGGUCGCGACGCUGCAGGCGGGCGAGGUCUACAGCGGCCACGAUGCGCUGAACCUGCUGUUCGAGGCGGCGGGCAUGAACAACCACCACCGCACCGGAAGCAGCUCGAGCAUGCAGCGACCGACCCUCGGCAGCACACCGGGCUCGCAGACCAACUUCGCAAGCCCCCGGCCCAACACCUCCCAUGCGCGCGCCAACUCGCGCGCCACCUUCGAGCCCUCGGUCGAUCCGGCUAUACAGCAGCCCAUGCUCCCCGACCCUCCCAACGAAGCUGCCUUCGCCGACGCCGUGAGAGCCUGGUCAAAGUUCCGCUUUGUGCGCGCAGGAUGGCUCACGGCAAAGGAGGCAAUCGCAUACAUCGACUACUUCUACGCCUUCCUAUCGCCGCUCACACCAAUCGUUGUGCCAGACUACCGCGAUCAUGCCUUUCACGCAAAGCUGCUUAAGGAGGAGCCUAUGCUGGUCAUCACCCUACUGACCAUCUCGGCGAGGUAUUCUCAACCCAGCGGCUCGAGUGGUGUUGGCGCAACAUCUCGGUCAUAUCUCAUCCACGAGAAGCUAUGGAAGUACCUGCAGGGCAUGAUAGAUCGCAUGAUCUUCGGACAAGAGCAGUUCGGCGGCGGCUUCUGUGGCGCAGGCCAGCAGCCUGGAUCCGACGUGAACCCUCUGUCGCGGAAGGGCCUUCGUACACUUGGCACAGUCGAGAGUCUGAUGCUCCUUACCGAAUGGCAUCCUCGCGCGCUGCACUUCCCUCCUGGUGAUGACGACGACGAGCUCGUUCUCCCCGACGACCCCUACGAGGCAGGACCGAAGGCUGAUAUGUACAAAGGCGUGGGCGAUAAGCGCAUCGACAGUUGGCUGGAGCCGUGCUGGCGCAGUGAUCGCAUGUGCUGGAUGCUGCUGGGCAACGCUAUGACGCUCGCGUUCGAGAUUGGUGUCUUCGACGAGACGAACGAAACCGAGUUCGAAGAGGCAAAUCAGCACCUCUCGCAUGCGACAGUGAAGGCCUAUUACCGGAGGAAGAACCAUCUUCGCGACCUGCUCAUCAUAUACGUCACCCAGACCAGUGGCAGACUGGGCCUCACCUCUAUGCUUCCCAAGCUUGAGCGGGACGAGAAUCUAGUUGGCGGCCCUUCACCACUUGAGCUAUACAAAGAGCGCAUCAGUCGCAUCAAGGCUCCUCCAGCCCAAUUUGGAAUGCGCUCAGAUGGCCAGCGCCUUCCGCUCGAGUCCAUCGCUACCCAAGAACGCCAUGCUGUUCAAGAUCUUGUGCUCGACUUCUGGGCUCGCAUUGCCAAGGUCAUGGAGAUGGGAAACCUGAAGUUGUUCUCCAAUCGACGCAAGACCAGGGAGUUGCUCAAGUCGGGAGGCUACGAGGAGAUGCUAAAGUUCUUCCAAGGGCCAUUGGUGGAGUGGCGGAAAUGCUUCGACCGAGCCCCUCAAGGUAAGACUACUAUUGCACUGCUCACACACUUUGUCUAA
This is a messenger RNA of Alternaria hordeiaustralica, 1779 nucleotides long. RefSeq lists its product as uncharacterized. Gene Ontology annotation, molecular function: DNA-binding transcription factor activity, RNA polymerase II-specific. Gene Ontology annotation, cellular component: nucleus. The record is from RefSeq and is a predicted model, not a curated record. The transcript is spliced from 2 exons. Bases 1 to 1779 code for a protein of 592 amino acids. Lineage: Eukaryota; Fungi; Ascomycota; Dothideomycetes; Pleosporales; Pleosporaceae. Gene Ontology annotation, biological process: positive regulation of transcription by RNA polymerase II; aromatic amino acid catabolic process.